This is a messenger RNA of Gongylonema pulchrum, 312 nucleotides long. NCBI's taxonomy places the organism in Eukaryota, Metazoa, Nematoda, Chromadorea, Rhabditida, Gongylonematidae. The record is from the annotation of a GenBank genome assembly.
AUGGGUGAAGAGGCACAUUCUUCAUUGCUUUUUGAUAUUCUGGAUUCUGAAGACUUGUCUCAGGUAUUCGAUACGCUAGCAACUAUACACGCCUAUUCUUUGCAAACGAAUUCUUGGAAGAAAUUGCUGUCCUUUCCUAUGGGUUCUUUCGCCAAGUACAUUGAUUCUAUGAAGGAGAUGUUUAAAGCGAGUAGCACAAUACCAUUACUAGUCGAGAGAGGGAACAUUUCUGUAAUGGAUGAACUGAUAAAAAAUAUAGAUGCACUGAUGGAUGUGCAAAUACUUGACAGCGUCGCAAAGAAUAUGGGUUAG